Mya arenaria is the source of this 2045-nucleotide messenger RNA. RefSeq lists its product as uncharacterized. The transcript is spliced from 16 exons. The record is from RefSeq and is a predicted model, not a curated record. Bases 71 to 1939 code for a protein of 622 amino acids. Lineage: Eukaryota; Metazoa; Mollusca; Bivalvia; Myida; Myidae.
AUAAAUGGAAGUCAAAGACUGAAUUCUGUAACAAAGUUUCAACUACUGAACAAAAUUUAAUAGCGAAAGGAUGAUGCGAUUUUCAGUAUUUCUCAGUGUUACCUUGUUUCUCAACAUUCAUGGAAUCGCGACAGCCGACAUAAAUUCCAGAGCCAUCUUGUACACGACUUUGGACGGCUACUGCCAACAGACCUUCGCCUCCAAUGGAUCUUACUUUUGCAGGGACCAGUAUACGACCGGUUACGAUUACGCAUGCUCCUCCCUGUAUUGCUAUGACGCCACAUUCCUACGUCAGUGCACAUUCAGCAUCCCACCGCCAGACGCCACUAUUUGCGGAAACGGAAAGUGGUGCGAUGCCUCACAAUGCACGAGGAACUCCAACGCCAAAAAUACCUCAGAUACCUGUCCCCUAGGCGACUCCACAAAGCCGGAUGUGAUUAUGGGAAUGGGUUGCAAGGAGAUAGUUGCUAAGCGACCGAGUCUGUGUCUUGACAAGCGCGUAGGCCUGUGGUGCUGUGAAAGCUGUGCAGCCGUUACCAAGGCGACGCCAGGCACAUUUGCCGGUCCACAAUUAAGUGCCCAAAAGGACUGUAAGAGCGUACACGGAUCCAAUUCUUACUUCUGCCAGACUGAGGCCCAUUACAACGGAGAUUUCUCAAGCGUCUGUGGCGCCAUGUUCUGCCACAACCCUGCCAGUGGCGGAUGUGAUUCGGUCCCCGCAGCCGACGGUGUGGCGUGUGGCGACGGAAAGUGGUGUGUUUCCGGGCAAUGCGUGACAUCUAGCCGGGCCUCCGCAAACCCAAAAGCAGACUGUCUGUUCGGGAACCAGUACGAGAUAUUCUGCAGUGGGAAAAUCUUGUAUCCGAAUAUUGCACAGUACUGCGCUCAGUAUGAGGCUGGAUGCUGCGACGCCUGUCUGCCGCACAAGAACGCCUCCAACACAGGUUGCGAGUACGGGGACCAUUCGCCGGUGGUGUGUCAACAGCACGUGACAGACGGUACCAUACACGGCUAUUGUGGACAAAACGAGGCGGACUGUUGUCAAACCUGCAAACAGUACAAGAAGGGCGGCAGUGCAGAUUGCCCUUACGGUGACGUUGACGCGGCGCAAUGUGCUACAUUCAUGAACGACACUAUCGGACCGGGCAACUGCUACAGUCAGGACAAGCGGGACCGUUGCUGUGACACAUGCAAACAGUACUACAAUGCGUCAUAUUCAGGUUGUGAGUACGGCGAUCACUGGAAGGAUUACUGUGCGACCAGCGUGGUUCCCCCGAAUGUGGCCUCCCAGUGCAGCAAAUAUUCCACACAGUGUUGCCAGACUUGCGCUGAUUACAGGGCUCAAGGUUUCCCAGGUUGUACGUACGGAGAUAGGGACCCUAAUGUGUGUGGGGGCAUCCGCAACGACACGACAGGGAUGAACAACUGUUACAACACGGCCGUCCGUUACCAGUGCUGCCUCACAUGUCAUAACCUGAAAAACGACGCCACUCCUGGGUGUCUGUACGGGGAUAAGAACCCCAACAAGUGUGAGCAGAUGUUCAACUCCUCCCGCGGGCUGGGCUCCUGUUACAGCCUGCAGGCCCAGAUUGACUGCUGUCGCUCAUGUGAACAGGCUAAGGACGCCACUAAUAUAGGUUGCGAGUAUGGUGACCGGGAGGCAGACUAUUGCCAGACGAACAUCAUAUCCAAUGAGACGGCCUUCCUCUGCUUCCAGUACGAGACUCAAUGUUGUGAGAGUUGUGCCCCUUAUAAAGUAUCGGACAUUGCAGACUGCAAGUAUGGUGACAAGAAUCCAACCAACUGUAGGUUCCAGAUUCCGGAUGAGCCGUCGGCACAGCGCCUCUGCCCCACCCUGGGACUGGACUGUUGCGAGACGUGCAGUAGACUGGGUCACCCUGGUCCGGCCGGUGCGAUCAGUUUAGCUGUCCUUGGCUAAAUAGUCUCCACCUCCACACGCGCGCGCACGCUGUGACGUCACACACGACAUCUUACACUAUAACAUGACCCUAUUCCCAGAUCGCUAAUAAAAUUACCAACCUUAA